AUGGAGAACUACAAUGGAUUAGUGCAGAAGGAAAGAGCUCAAUAUCAGAGGAUUCUUCCGUCGGUCUCGGCCAAACCCUCUAUCGCACAGCAGACGCAGAAUGCUCGUCGUUUAGCCGGUAGCGUAGUGCGAGAAGAAAUGGACGAAGUGAUCGUCGAGCUAGUCAAUAGCUACCCCGCAGACAGUGAGAAGGCUGCUCUACGUGUGGUUCUCGAGUCUUAUCGUGCAAAGCAGUUGCGAAGUGCGUGUGUGAAGCGGAGCUUAAUCCCACAGCGUCACUCGUCAACAGAAGACAACAAGCAGGGCUUCAUUAAUCUCCUGUGCAAAUACCGUUCAGAAAAGGUCAAUGGCGAGAGGUGUACCGACACUGACAACAAUACGUUAACCAGCGAUGGUUGCCAUGAAAACAAGCGGUGCCGUCUGUGUCCAGAAGAACGCACCGCUAACGAAGACGAGAUCGUAGAGCGACGGUCAGGCUACGAUUCGGUGACGAAGGCUUCUACUGCUGUUCAAAGUGCGCUAACGACGCUUAAAAUGCUCAAGGAUAGUAAUGCUAGUGACGAGAUGGUGCGCGAAGCUGAGCAAAAGGUGGAUGUACUUGUUCGUCGUUGGAUGGCGGAGAUGGAUCCGAAGUAA
Molecule: messenger RNA, 636 nt
Organism: Phytophthora nicotianae INRA-310
Lineage: Eukaryota; Oomycota; Peronosporomycetes; Peronosporales; Peronosporaceae
Exons: 1
Coding region: 1-636 (211 amino acids)
Source: RefSeq, a predicted model, not a curated record